AGAGUCACCUCUCUCGCAUUAUAGGAAAUUACCAUUGGCCACAUUUAAAUAAGAUUCAGAUCAGCCAUUAAGAUUUCAGUGGGAGGAGAGAGAGAGAGAGAGAGGACUGCCUGUUACUUUGGGUUGUGGCAGAGAGAGCCAGAGAGAAAGGUUCUGUGUGUGGAUCUGCAUCGUGUGGCGAGAAACAUCUUAGUCUUAGAAGCCCUCGGGUCAAGAUUGGGGCAGUUGGUGGGGUCCAGAAGGAGAACAAUACAGGGGGGAGGGUGUGGGAGAGGGGGGUGAGAUGGAGAGUUUUAAUGUUAGAGAAGACUUCAGUCAGGACCUGUCCAUCAACGCUGGUCCUUUGCUGGAGGGGAGUGAGGACAGUGACUCCACCACCCAGAAGGUUGACUCCUCGCAAAAGCCGCCUUACUCUUACGUGGCCCUGAUAGCGAUGGCCAUCAAGGACAGUCCGGACAAGAGGCUGACCCUCAAUGGGAUCUACCAGUACAUCGUGGCCAAGUUUCCUUACUACGAGAAGAACAAGAAAGGCUGGCAAAACAGCAUCAGGCACAACCUGAGCCUCAACGAGUGCUUUGUCAAGGUGCCCAGAGAAGGGGCAGGAGAGAGAAAGGGCAACUAUUGGACACUGGACCCUGCUUUCGAGGACAUGUUCGACAAAGGCAACUACAGAAGGAGAAAGAGGGUCAAGAGACCUUACAGAGCCUCCAGCUCCCUCUUCCCCCCCGGAAAACCCUGCAUGGGUUACUCAGACCAAUUUUACUACCAGUCCCCCAAGUACCUCCAAUCUCCCUUUGUGCCCACUUCCUGGUCGAUGGGGCAAGGACAACCCAACCGAAGUAUGACCUUCCACCAGACCUGCCAGGCGGCCAAUGGCAAUGUCAGCCCGGUACAGAUGAACGGACUGGGAUCUUCUUACAGCGCUUACAGUCGGAUGCAAAGCUUGCCCUUGAUGAGGGGGGCUACCAGCUCUUAUAACGGGGUCGGCCAGCAGUUAGGUGGGGGGGUCCACCCACCAGCCAACGAAUAUCAACUGCCCUGUGCCCGACCACCAGAGUUAUCUGUCGUGCGCUAUUGGGAACAUGGACCAUUUCCUAGCAGAAUGGACCUGUGAGAAAAACUCCUACCCAACAAGACUACAACCCAAAACUACUUUUUUUUUCCCC
Callorhinchus milii (elephant shark) is the source of this 1166-nucleotide messenger RNA. It is a transcript of the gene foxl2l, whose product is annotated as forkhead box L2-like. Gene Ontology annotation, biological process: cell differentiation; regulation of transcription by RNA polymerase II; anatomical structure morphogenesis. Lineage: Eukaryota; Metazoa; Chordata; Chondrichthyes; Chimaeriformes; Callorhinchidae. The transcript has a single exon. Gene Ontology annotation, molecular function: DNA-binding transcription factor activity, RNA polymerase II-specific; RNA polymerase II cis-regulatory region sequence-specific DNA binding. The coding region runs from base 284 to 1114 and encodes 276 amino acids. The record is from RefSeq and is a predicted model, not a curated record.